CACACACCUCUCCUCCGACCCCCCUUCCCUCCCGCGGCCGGCGAUGGCCGCCUCCCGCCGCCUGGCGCGGAAGCUCCCCUCCAUAAUCUCCAAGCACCAGCGCCUCAUCUCGCCGGAGAUCGAAACCCUAGAGGAGACCCCCGAAAUCUCCACCUCCCCCGCCUCCAUCCCCCUCGACCCCUCCCUGCCGCUCCUCCCGCUCGCCGUCUCCCACCUCUCGCCGCCGAGCCCCGUCCCGGCUCUCCCCUCCGCGCACGCCUCCUCCCCGGAGGCGCUCCUCCGCCUCCUGCACCGCGCGCGGCACCACCCGCGCCUCGCGGCGCUCGACCUCCAUCUCCUCCUCGCGGCCGCCGACGCCUCCUCGGCCUUCCGCCCCGACCACCGCCUCACGAGCCUCCUCGCCGCGCGCCUCGCAGCCUCCCGCCGCCUCCCCUCGCUGCGGCGCCUCCUCCAGCUCGUCCUCUCCCGCCCCUGCCCCUGCGCCGACGACUCCAUCUUCGCCUGCCCCGAUCUCCUCCCGACCUUCCGCAAGGCCAUCCUCGCCUUCGCCACCUCCGGCGACAUCCCCGCGGCGUCCGAAGCCCUCGCGUCCCUCCGCCGCGCCGCGGACUCGCCCCUCCCCGCCGAGUUCUACAACAUCAUUCUCCACGCUCUCGCCCGUCUCCACCGCCACGACGACGCCAUCCGCUUCUACGGCGAGAUGACCAGUGUCCACCGCGUCGCACCGGAUGCCUACACCUUCAACAUACUCAUCAACAGCUCCUGCCGCGUGGAAGGCGUUGAUGCCGCCAUGGGGUGGUUCGAGGAGAUGCAACGCCGGAGCUGUGCACCGACUGGUGUGAGCUUCAAUACUCUUAUGCGCGGGUUCUUCAGAGAAGGAAGGCACAAGGAAGGGCUUAAGGUUGCUCAUGAGAUGUUGCAGCUUGGGGUCGGCCUGUCGGUUGCUUGAUUGAGUGUCCCUGCUGGCAUAACGGUUCUGGAUUGCUUGAUGAAGGCAGGGAAGCUGGAUGAUGUGUGCCGGUUGAUGGGAAGGAUGGUUGAGGAGGGGAUUGUACCAGAUACCAUAUCUUGUAACUCUAUCUUGGAGGCACUUUGUGAAGCUGGGCGGACUUCUGAUGCAAACAAGCUGAGGAUUCUGGCUAAGGAGAAGGGUUUUCAGGCUGAUGGUGUGACUUAUAGCAUGCUGGUGCAGGGGUUUGGUAGGCAGGGAAGGGUGACGGAAGGCGAGGCUGUGUUGGAUGAAAUGCUUGAUUUAGGGUUUAUACCUAACAUUGUGGCUUACAAUAGGCUUCUUGAUAGCUUACACGUGCGGAGAUCUUUGCAAUAACAAGUGAACUCCUCUAGGCAUGUGUAUGCUCCAAACAUUUGUUGGCCACAUGGAAGCAUCAAACUGCAAGAUGUCAGAGAGUUGGAGCUUAGAAUUCAUGUGCAAAGACUUUUGGAGGAACAUAAAACAAAACAAGGGAUAGUCAGAUAGAUGGCAGUUGAGACGAGCGGUGGUCAUAAUUGCACUGACAGAAGUUGCGAAAUUCCAAUGAUUCGAAUGAGCGUUUGGGAAAUCCAAUGAACAGCACACAUGGGUAUUGACUGCACGCACCCAAGCAAGAACUGGAAGCCAACACUGUGCAUCUAGCAUAUCACCCCUGCAUCUGCUAUUCUGCUUGAGGCAUUUGUGAUAUGUUCGAGAAACACCAAGAUAAUUUGCCGGGCCUGACCAGAAUGCUAGAAGAUAAGCCUCUCAGCUGGUUGCAGAACGUGAUUGGAUAUUUCCCUUCCAUCAACAGAUUUAUGUUUGGAUUUGGAAUGUUGACAAGCGUUCCUGCAGAUGAAGCACUGGUCCGGUAGAAGCACCGGUGAAGAUGGCAUCUGAAAAUACUAUGAUUGUAAUAACCCUGUUGGCUUCCAUGGCGUGAGAGAAGAUACACAGAUGAAGAAAAUACAGGAGUAAUAAAAGUGAGAUGGAACUUUUCUUCAGUUAUUUUUUCUAUGUCUCAAGAAGCGUCUCCAUAUUCAGAUUACAACUCUGUCAGAAUCUGUUUCCUCUUCUGUUUCUGAAUGAAUAUCAUCCAUAGGCAGCAGGGUGGUUACAGUGAUCUGCUGUGAUGAUGCAAAAGCAUUAAAGCAACCAGGCACAUUUAUGUUGCUAGAGAAAAUUGUGAACGAAUCUGAAAGAAAAGAAAAUAGAGAGCACGUAUGUUGAA
Molecule: messenger RNA, 2201 nt
Organism: Triticum aestivum (bread wheat)
Lineage: Eukaryota; Viridiplantae; Streptophyta; Magnoliopsida; Poales; Poaceae
Product: pentatricopeptide repeat-containing protein At2g36240
Exons: 3
Coding region: 44-949 (301 amino acids)
Molecular function (GO): protein binding
Source: RefSeq, a predicted model, not a curated record